This is a messenger RNA of Pocillopora verrucosa, 1488 nucleotides long. Lineage: Eukaryota; Metazoa; Cnidaria; Anthozoa; Scleractinia; Pocilloporidae. The record is from RefSeq and is a predicted model, not a curated record.
UUUGUGCUAAAUGUGUCUUACCUUGGAGAAAUAUUUCUUUAAAGUUUGUAUUUUCGCGCUGUUUCGGCUUUCAAACCGUGGGCACCAAUUUUAAAUCAGCGGUCUUCCAAAUGAGCCUGUGACGUAUGUUAUGGGGAUCACUUUAGAACGUGUUAUCGUUCAGCUAAGUUUUAAUACAAAUUGCGUCUUCGUCGACCCUUCGUUAUGAGCGGAAUAGAACCAUUUCAGUUCGAACCAGUAUAUCAGCCUGGAGAAGAACCACCUCAGGAAGAGAGUGUAGGACAGGAGGUAGAAGCCCACGAAGAAGACAAUACUUCGAGGAUGGGAAACACCGAAUGGUGUUUGUGCGGCGCUUGUGCGCUUAUGCCGGUGGCAAAUGAAUGUUACUGCUGCCAAGAACUAGAGGAGCUUAAUCAAAAGUUCGACAAUUCAGGUGUUAGAUGUAUAACAGAACAUCCGAAAUUUGGUAUUGUAUGCCUGGACACGGAUGUUUUGAGCACGGCAUUGGUUGCAAUCCACAAUGCGCGGCUCAAUCCAAUUCCCGACCCUAUCGUCAACAGGGUGACAAAUAGUUGGCUUCCUUGUGUGGAUUGGUUCCUCUUAAUCACAACUGCACCACACUCAGGACAGUACUUAAACAAUUUAAAUAGCUCUUGUUUAAAUACAAUGUAUUUGGUAUCAUCCUGUGGCUUUUCGCAUUUUGUUUCCCCUUGGUGUUCGUUGUCUGAUCCUGACAAGUUCGAAUCAUCUGAAUCUUCCUGUUUUGUGGGAAGGUAGAUGCCAUCUUUUCUUGGAGAGACUUCUGGGGAAGCAGCAGCUUCAGUUGCUUCUCCCUUGUUAUCUUCAAUUUCAGGAAGGAAUACCUCUUCAGUCUGGGUGCUGCUUUCUGAAACAUCAACCUCGACUUGGGUGUCAGUAGAUUUCAUCAUUAAAUGAAGACCACGAAGAUUGACUUGGAUCCCAAAAUCCACACCCUUGUUUGGCAAAUUCACCUGCACUGCUUGUGACUCAACCAACGUGCUUUUAGGCCCUAAAUCAUGUGGGAAUGGAUAUGAUGGGCUGUCUGAGGUUGAUGUACUUGCUCCACAAUUCACUACAUCAACAGGUGCAGGCUGUUCUAAAGCUGAAGCUGCAUGUUCUUCGAUUCCACAACUAGGUUGUGCAGUGAUAGAGGCUAUAUACUAUAACAGAAAAAAUAUUAACUCUGUUAUGGUAUGGGUUAGUGACCCUUUGAGAGAAUGAAAAAUGUGGGUAUGAGGGAUAAACUAUGCUACUAUAUGGUUACACAAUGAUUCAAUGGGAUUUUCUUGGAAAAUAUAACACCUGACCCUGCCCUCCUUUGGUUGAAAGCCUGCACUGGUUUUAACUUAGAAUUUCCAGUUGUAUUAAGUUUUUAUUCACAUAGAGGUAAAGAAGGUUAAAAGAAUUCAUUAUUUAAAGAAUAAUAUCCACAACUUACAUAUAGUCUAUUUGUACUAAUUUUAUUCA